CGUUCGAACAUUUCACUAUUUUAUGUUUAUAUUUGUUCAAUUUCCUAUCAAAACAAAUAUUUUCUCGUAUAAGACGAACAUCGAUUCCCAAUGAAGAAAAAGUUUAUUAACUAAGGGAGCCUACAGAGCUUUUCGAGUGGGCUCGAUGUUUUAAAGCAACACUAUGGAGCUCGAAACGACAAGCAGUAGCAGAAAGAGAGGACGACAAAAAUCAUUUCAAGAAUUUGACARCGAUGAUGAUCAGUCUGAGGCUGGGACUGUUGACUCUAGGGAUUUGGGAAGCCGUGGUUCAGGCAAGGGUCAUGUCAGGCAAAACCACAGUGAGAUUGAGAAAAGAAGGCGUGACAAAAUGAACACCCACAUUCAUGAACUGUCAACAAUGAUCCCUAUGUGCACUGUCAUGUCACGCAAGCUAGACAAACUGACUGUACUCAGGAUGGCUGUCCAGCACAUGCGAGCUCUAAAAGGUGAAGCGUCUUCCACGGAAUCCAACUGCAAGCCUUCAUUCCUGUCAGAUGAAGAUUUUAAGAAUCUCAUCUUGGAGGCAGCUGAUGGGUUUUUGUUCGUUGUGGCUUGUGACAGAGGUCGAAUCUUGUAUGUUUCAGAUUCUGUCCAAAACGUACUCUCGCAGUCUCAGUCUGAUUUGGUUGGUCAAAGUUUUUUCGAUCUUGUUCACCCUAAAGAUGUUACCACCGUGAAGGAUCAACUCUCUUGUUUUGAUACAGUACCACGGGAAAAGGCUGCAGAAAAAACCGCUUCUUCGCCGAAACAGGAAGAUAAACCAACAAACAAACCUAUGUGCACUGGUGCACGUCGAUCUUUCCUCUGCCGCAUGAAAAUUGGCAGUAAAUCGACAAAAAAAGGAAAAGGAGUCGAAGAUGGUAACACUGACUUCUGUAUAAUGAAUCGAAAGAGUAAAAGUAAAGCGCUGUCUACAAAUGAUAAGAAGAAACAUAUUGUGGUUCAUUUCACUGGUUACUUAAAAUCAUGGCCACCUUCUGGGUAUUCAUUCGACGAUGAAGACGAAGAGCAAGACUCUAGGAACUUGAGCUGUCUUGUUGCUGUGGGCAGACAGGUUAGAAUAGCUGAUGAAAAUACCGACGCAAACAAUCAAGAGUUUCCCGAUGAAUUCGUGUCUCGGCAUAGCACAGAUGGGAAGUUCAUCCACGUCGAUCAAAGAAUCACAGCCAUGUGUGGGUACCUACCACAUGAGUUGAUAGGGAACUCUGGAUACGAUUACUUUCACCCAGAUGACCUUGACAUCACCGCGAAAAGCCAUAAGAGUACCUUACUAGGAAAGACUACCACCACCCUUCCCUACCGAUUUCUCUGUAAAGGAGGUCAUUAUAUUUACCUUUGUACUAAGUCCAAUGUCUUUCGAAAUCCUUGGACCAAAGAACUCGAGUUUAUUAUUUGUAUCAAUUCAAAAUAUGAUCCCGCAACAGACCAACCUACACGACCGACUUCCCUACAAAGUCAUCCACACCAAAGAUUGAUCCUGCCAGCUCCGCAGACAAUAGCAAGUGUCCAUGGAUCUGAUAGCACGUCAAGUCGUAGGUUGAACAUCAAAGAACUAAUGGCGACAAUACAAUCGCAACCACAAGAUCAAGUUAAGACAAACAUCGUACCUCGCCCGUUGGUGCCGCCGACCACAAGGGAAGAAGAUGAUCCUAAUGCAGAUCCAGCGGCUUCCAAGAUUGGCUCCCUCAUUGCUGAAACCAUACAUUGGCAGGAAACAGCAAGCAAAAGGCAACACACAUCAAUAAUUGGUAAUAAUUCAAUACCCAACACCCCCAUCGCCACCCAAUCCGAAUCGUCCUUCAGAAACAGCGACAGUUCAAGCUCCAUGAUUGACUUUAACAACAUCACAACGCCCAUGAACAUAAGCGCACCUAACUCUCAAGUCGGCAACAUGACGUCAUCAUUUCCAGGGGCUACCGCACCAGGGUUGCCAGAGAUAUCGCAGCCUCAUCUCUUGGAACAGUUGAUUGGAAUGCAACAAGCAAUUGAGUCGAUGGAGAGUCCGAUGCAACAAAGUGAAGAGAAUAUGGCAGUUUUUAUGAAUAUGCUUGAAGCAGAUGCCGGACUCGGUGGAGAUUUGAGYGAUUUCUUGUUUCAAGAGAACUCUUGAGCUUACGACCAUCGAUUUUACUGCAGUUUUCUAUGUUCUGCAAACUCGGUAGUCGCGAGCUGCAGACUAAAUUUGUUUUUUUCGCUGCCGUCAAUCAAAAAUAAUCAGUCGGUACCUUUUAUAUUCCUGACUUGCCGCAGUAAAAUUUCAAAACAAUUUGGUGAAAUGUCUGAGUUCGUAUAAUAUCGAAAACGGCAGUUAAAUCCAUCCCAUUUUUCUUUUCAUUUGGCCAAAGAGUGAUAAAAUCUUUGYGUUAACUUUAGGCAGACACGGGUAGGAAACGCACUGCGCAUGCUCGGAAGUUAGGCGGGAAAUUCUUACGAAUUAUUGRUAAACUUCGUGGAAAGUUGGUGCUUAUUUUUCCUAACAUCACUUUAAAUGUUUGCUUUCCCUCGCCAAAUAACACUUAAUAAAAUUGGCAUUAUACAAACACAGCAAAAGCUCCAGUGGCUUUAUUAGUAAACACGACUCUUUGGCUUCUACCAAUAUCCCGCCGAACUUCUGAUCAUGCGCAGUACGUUUUUCACCCUGACCUUUUAUCCACACUAAUUCGUUUUCGAAGCGCUCCGUUUUCUUCUCACCCRAAACGCAUCGAAAACUUCGACCAAUGCUAUAUCAUCAUCUGCGCAUGCGAAAAACAGACGUGCCGGUGUAAAUGACGUCAACGUUUUCAAAAGGCUACGUUUUCUCUGUGUACACUAAUAUGAUAGGCCUCUGUUUACAAAUGCCUCCGCGGAGUCUGGAGAGUGUUUUCAAAUACAUGUAUGUCUUUUCGAUCGUUUUAGUGUCGACGCAAGGCCAAACCGCAUCCAAAAGCUUCCAUCUUCGACUUCAUUUUAMUAUAUUUUUAUCGUGCAAUUAUUAUGUAAAUAGGACCUUUUUUUGAUAAUUUUUCCCGUGACGAAAAGUGUUAUCGUACGCGUUUUUAGGGGCGAAUUUUUUCAUAUUUAAUUUUUUACAUUUUUCUUUUUUCCAAUUUUAUUUACUGCACUUUUGCUAAGAUUUCAAAAAUAAUACGCCUUAAAUUCUUUAGUUCUUGAAUAGUUCUUGAACUUGUUCAAUAAAUUGUCAAUAUUUUAAAAACUAUAAAUGAAAAAUUUAUUUUAUAAAUUUACAAGAGAAAAAAAUAGGUACACUUGACAUCGAAAUAUCUAUUUUAUUCCUGCAAGCAACCAGUUGAACUUGAACAAAACCAGUUUAACUUGAUUAAAAUCAACGAAGAUUCGAUGACGUGCAAAUGUUACUUUGACGUCACAGUUUGUUUUGAGGUGGACACAAUGUUGAAGAAGAAUGAGAAUUUGAACUAAUUUUACUCUGCAAUCAAAUUGAUAGCUCUGAUAUUGUCUGGUUUUCAAACAUAAUAAACAAGUGCUUAUCCUAUAAUA
Molecule: messenger RNA, 3516 nt
Organism: Actinia tenebrosa (Australian red waratah sea anemone)
Lineage: Eukaryota; Metazoa; Cnidaria; Anthozoa; Actiniaria; Actiniidae
Product: basic helix-loop-helix ARNT-like protein 2
Biological process (GO): regulation of DNA-templated transcription
Cellular component (GO): cytoplasm; nucleus; transcription regulator complex
Molecular function (GO): protein dimerization activity; DNA-binding transcription factor activity
Source: RefSeq, a predicted model, not a curated record